UAAUCCCUACCUCCAAUUCCAAAAGUCUCCUCUGUCUCCCUUUUUCUAUUUAUCUCACAAUACCAAGUUUGCCAAAUAAAAAAACACUCAUAGAGUUACCAUGAUCACAUCCUUCAUUCAUCACAUAGAGAAUUAGAAAGCACACAACUAUUUAGAGAGAGAGAGAGAGAGAGAUAAUAAACACUAGUUAGUGAGAGAGAGGUGUGAUGGGAAAUUACAGGUUCAAAUUGUCAGAUAUGAUGCCUAAUGCUUGGUUUUACAAGCUUAGAGACAUGGGAAGAACAAGAAAUCAAACACAAACACAAACAACACAACAACAAAGGAAGAAAAAGAAAUCAACAACCACAAACACAUCAAAAUCAAAGCAACCCCACCAAACCAAUCCAAGAAAAUCUUACUACUUUACAAGAGAACUUAACCAAACAAGCAAUAACAACAUAAUCUACAACACUUCACCUGAACAACCUAGAAAAUCAUCAUCAAAACAACAAAGACCAAAAAUAAGAACACCAAAAACAUCAUCAUCAACAUCAUCUCCACUUGAUAGCUUUUCAGAAUCAGAAUCCCCUGACCCAGAAAUCAGAACAGACCGUGUUCUUCUUCCCACAAAUGACAUCAUAAUAGAUGUUGACAACAAUUCUUUAAUUUCAACAAGAAAAGAUGAUAAGCUAAAUGGGUAUGAUUCAUUAUCAGAACUCAUGAAACUUCCACCAAUUGUGACAAAACCAGAGAAUUUCAAUUACUUGCUAAACUAUACAAAGAAGAAACAAACAAAACCCAGAAGCAAAAUUUCAUCAAAUGAUGAACAUAACGUUAAAGGGUCACUAAAAGUCAAGAUUUUGAAGGAUGAAGAACAGAGGAACAUCAACACAAACACACCAAGUAGAAGAUUCUCUAUGAGUUCACCAAGUGUGAAGCUUAGAAUCAAUUCUAGCAAGAAAAUUCAAUCACAUGGCCGGAAAAGCGUGUCGUCCACCACUACUAGUUCGGCCGGUAACCGGAGAAGUCUUUCGGAUAGUUUGGCAAUUGUGAAGUCAUCAAUGAAUCCACAGAGAGAUUUCAGAGAAUCAAUGGUGGAGAUGAUUGUUCAGAACAAUAUUAGAACAUCAAAGGAUUUGGAAGAUCUUCUUGCUUGUUACCUUUCUUUGAAUUCAGAUGAGUAUCAUGAACUUAUCAUCAAAGUGUUCAAGCAAAUUUGGUUUGAUUUGACUGAUAAUCAGUAGAAGAAGUUUAUUAAUUAAGUUACUAUUUCACACAAAAAAUUUCAUGUUCAUAUGUUAGUGUGAGUAAUAUUUUGGUUUAGUUCAAUACAAUUUAAUGCUUAAAUUUAUGUUCAUAUAUGUUAGUGUAAGACAAAUAUGGUUGAUGCAGUCACAAUAAGUCAAUAAUCAUGGCAGAGGUUUGAACCUUGAGAUUAUAGUGUGUCUUUGGUUUUACUAUAAGGAGUUAAAAGUCAUUUUAGUUGCAUAAAUUUUAUUUUGAUAUGUUUGAGUGACAUUGAUUAGAAUUUAGAAUUGAAUUUGUUUUGGGAAAUUAAUUUUAAUUUGAAGAUAUGAUUUCAAU
Molecule: messenger RNA, 1563 nt
Organism: Trifolium pratense (red clover)
Lineage: Eukaryota; Viridiplantae; Streptophyta; Magnoliopsida; Fabales; Fabaceae
Product: transcription repressor OFP1-like
Exons: 1
Coding region: 207-1223 (338 amino acids)
Biological process (GO): negative regulation of DNA-templated transcription
Molecular function (GO): DNA binding
Source: RefSeq, a predicted model, not a curated record